AUGAAUCUAAUGGCUGCCAACUUAAUAAAAUCAGCUGGUUUUUCAGUCAGCGCGUAUAGAAGCCUACUGCUAAAGUCGGCAGAGCUAGUCGUAAAAGUUCAAUUCUGGUAUGAUACUUUAGAUUUUUUCAACUAAGUUUGUGACGGAAACAUUUUUCUUUUGUAUUAAAAUACUGAGAGAUCUCGUGCAAGGCGUGCAUCGUAUUACUUCUUCAGUUCAAAAUAUUAAACAUUUCAUGUAUCAGUCUUGAACUUAUCGGAAGAAUAUACUGACUUACGACUUAGCCUAAGCCAAAGUAUACAAGACUAGAAAUACUAGUUAGGCGAUAUCCAUUUUUUACUAAUCAUCUGAAAAUCAACUGAAAUUGUGCUUAAUUACAUAAAAAGUAAGCAAGAAGAUGAAAAUUCACAAUGUUCAAAAUAGCCUUACGUUUUCAUCUACGGCUUUCGGAGAGAAUAAUAACGUUUAUUGGCCAGACAAUAAAGAUGUUCUUCUGUCGUAUACUACUAAUGAGGAUGAAUGUGAAGCGACUAGUUGUAAGUUUUUGGUGGGGAAGCUGGAAAACUGCCUCCGGCAAGCUAAGCUAGAACUUCACUGUAGCGAAGUGCUCCUUCCAUCAAACCUUACUCACAGAAUAGCUGAAGAUAUCGUACGGAUGUCAGAACGUGAACCAUGUGGAUUACGUGGAUGUGUUCUCUACAUCAACUUGGAAGAGAAGAAACUUAGUCGUCGCAUUGGAAAAAUAAAAUGUGCAUCAGAUGCUGUUGCCACCUUUGAGAUUUUUCUCAUGCUCAAAGCAGACUGUAGUAGUUGGUUUAGAAUUAAACAACUUUUAAUGGCCCGGUUAGGUCGCAAGCCGGCUGUUGUAAUUAGUGAAGGAUAUGCUCUAAAUAAGAAAAAGCUUUAUCGUUCCUCAAGUUAGCACCUAAUAAUGUUUGAAUAGUACAAAUAACCGCAUAUAAUUUUAUCGUAGUCGCUUUUCAUUCACAAGUACAUUUCAUCCCUUUUGAACGGUUCUAAGCAGGUAUUUAACAGUUAAUGCUCAGGCUAGUGAAUAUUUUAUUACUGUAUUGUUAAAUGGGAUGAGUGAGUAAGUGAGCGAGAAAGUGUAUGUUGUUUCAUAUGAAAUAUAUAUAUAUAUAUAUAUAUACAUUGUAUUUUACUGAAAGUAUAUUGUAGUAUUUUAUUUUCUCUGUAGCUGUGAUCUUUUUUUUAUAUUAUAAGUUCUAAACUUGAACUUGCUGAAAUGAUAUUAUUAAUGUGUAAUUUUUUGAAUAUUAAAAUAUGUAUUAAAUAUUACCAGAGCAGCUAGUCAUCUUUAGGUAUCACCUUACAUUUUCAUGAACGAAAAAAAUAAUUUUAAGAUGUUCAUAAACGGAAGAGCCUAUUUAAUAACGCGAAUUAUAUCAUUAGCUCUUUGACAAAAUCAGUUUUUAUAUUUCACAAAUUAGCAAAUAUAUAUCCUUGUAUGCUUUUCUUUCUUUUGCCGUUGUUGAAAAUAAAGUGUUAACAGCCUGUUU
This is a messenger RNA of Limulus polyphemus (Atlantic horseshoe crab), 1520 nucleotides long. Its product is annotated as DNA damage-inducible transcript 4-like protein. The record is from RefSeq and is a predicted model, not a curated record. NCBI's taxonomy places the organism in Eukaryota, Metazoa, Arthropoda, Merostomata, Xiphosura, Limulidae. Gene Ontology annotation, biological process: regulation of TOR signaling; apoptotic process; negative regulation of signal transduction. Gene Ontology annotation, cellular component: cytoplasm. The transcript is spliced from 2 exons. The coding region runs from base 398 to 922 and encodes 174 amino acids.